This is a messenger RNA of Spinacia oleracea (spinach), 3143 nucleotides long. Its product is annotated as copper-transporting ATPase PAA2, chloroplastic. Bases 127 to 2802 code for a protein of 891 amino acids. The transcript has 17 exons. Gene Ontology annotation, molecular function: P-type divalent copper transporter activity; ATP hydrolysis activity; copper ion binding. Gene Ontology annotation, biological process: copper ion homeostasis; monoatomic cation transport. Lineage: Eukaryota; Viridiplantae; Streptophyta; Magnoliopsida; Caryophyllales; Amaranthaceae. Gene Ontology annotation, cellular component: membrane. The record is from RefSeq and is a predicted model, not a curated record.
AACACAGAGUAAAAGGCAGCAGCCUUUUGAUUUCUCUCUCCUCCAUUUCCGCCAUCUCAACCAACUACUUCCAUUUCUACCAUUGUCAACGCACACUCUUCCUCAAUUCUCUCUCCUCCUUCAACAAUGGCGGCUAACUUACUCAAACUCUCAAUUUCUCUCUCCACCACCUUCCCUACCAUAACCACCUCUCGCCGCCGCUACAUCCGCCGAUCUCACUCCCGAACUCUCUCCCCUAUACAUCACAAACGUCUGAUCCAUACUCGCCGGAACGAUAAUUUCAUCGCAUCGAAAGCCGUUGAUACAAUUUUUCCGACCUCAAACUCAGCUCUAUCGCCGGAAAAUCGAAGUCCGGCGGAAUCCUCAUUUCUCCUCGACGUCGGCGGGAUGAUGUGCGGAGCGUGCGUGACUCGUGUGAAGAAACUUCUAUCUUCCGACGAACGCGUGGAGUCUGCGGUAGUGAAUAUGUUGACCGAAACUGCCGCGGUGAGGCUGAAAUUGGAGGUUUCCGGCGGUGAUUUUGUGGCGGAGGAAUUGGCGCAGAGGUUGAAUGAGUGUGGAUUUGAGGCCAAGAAGAGAAGUGCUGGUAAUGGAGUAGGAGAAAGAGUGAAGAAGUGGAAGGAAAUGGCGGCGAAAAAGGAGGAGAUGGUUGAGAAGAGUAAAAAUCGAGUGAUUAUUGCUUGGACUUUAGUUGCUCUCUGUUGUGGUUCUCAUGGUGGUCAUAUCUUACAUUCCCUUGGAAUUCAUGUUGCUCAUGGAGGGAUUUGGGAUGUGUUGCAUAAUUCGUAUGUGAAGGGUGGUUUAGCUUUGGGAGCUUUGCUGGGACCAGGAAGAGAAUUGCUGUUUGAUGGUCUUAGGGCAUUUUCCAAGGGUUCUCCGAACAUGAAUUCUUUAGUAGGAUUUGGAUCUGUUGCCGCAUUCAUCUUGAGUGCUGUCUCACUUUUUAGUCCUGAGCUUGAGUGGAACGCUUCAUUCUUUGAUGAACCGGUCAUGCUUCUUGGUUUUGUGCUUCUUGGUCGUUCUCUGGAGGAAAGGGCAAGGAUCAGAGCCUCUAGUGACAUGAACGAACUUUUAUCUUUAAUAUCGACUCAAGCGCGACUUGUCAUUACUUCCUCGGAGAGUGAUUCUUCUGCCAAAGAAGUGCUUGCCUCUGACGCUAUUUGCAUUGAAGUCCCUACUGAUGAUAUUCGAGUUGGUGAUACUGUGCUGGUUUUACCUGGAGAAACUGUACCUGUGGAUGGGAAAGUACUUGCUGGAAGAAGUGUUGUGGAUGAAUCUAUGCUUACUGGAGAAUCUCUUCCCAUAUUCAAGGAGGAAGGGCUUUUUGUGUCUGCUGGGACAAUAAACUGGGACGGUCCAAUCAGGAUAGAAGCUACCUCCACAGGCUCCAACUCUACAAUAUCCAAAAUUAUUCACAUGGUUGAAGAUGCCCAAAGUAAUGAAGCGCCAAUACAAAGGCUUGCAGAUUCGAUUGCUGGCCCUUUUGUUUAUAGUGUGAUGACUUUAUCUCUGAUCACAUUCGCCUUUUGGUCAUCAAUAGGAGCAAAAUUCUUCCCUGAUGUCUUGCUGAAUGACAUUGCUGGUCCUGACGGUAGUCCUUUGAUCUUAAGCUUGAAGCUGGCUGUGGAUGUGUUGGUGGUCUCCUGCCCUUGUGCUUUGGGCCUUGCCACACCCACAGCAAUCCUAGUUGGCACAUCUAUUGGAGCAAGACAAGGACUUCUCUUGAGAGGGGGUGAUGUGCUGGAACGCUUGGCCGGCAUAGAUUAUAUGGCUUUUGACAAGACAGGAACCCUCACAGAAGGCAAGCCUACUGUUUCAGCGGUGGCUUCGUUGGCUUAUAGUGCUUCAGAAAUUCUCCAGCUUGCUGCGGCUGUGGAGAAAACAACAUUACAUCCUCUUGCAAAUGCUAUUUUGAGCAAAGCAGAGUCAUGUGGUUUGCAGAUUCCAUCUACAAGUAGACAAUUAACAGAACCGGGUUUUGGAACUUUGGCUGAAGUAGAUGGACGUUUGGUUGCAGUAGGUUCAUUGGAAUGGGUUUGUGAACGUUUUCAAAGGAAGAACCAUUCUGAUAUAACAAAUUUGGAGAGUGCCUUAGAAUCAGCUAAACCAAUUUCAUCGUUGGAUAAAUCAGAAACGGUGGUGUAUGUUGGACGGGAAGGAGAGGGUGUCAUUGGUGCUAUUGCAAUCUCUGACACAUUGAGGCAUGAUGCUGUGGCUACUGUGGCAAGGCUCAGAGGGAUGGGAAUCAAACCUGUCCUCUUAUCAGGUGACAGGGAAGAAGCAGUUGCAAAAGUCGCAAAAAUUAUUGGAAUAAGUGAUGAGCUUGUUCAGCCAUCCCUGAAUCCGCAGCGGAAAUCUCAAUUUAUAUCAGAUAUACAAGCUUCAGGACAUCGUGUUGCUAUGGUUGGUGAUGGGAUAAACGACGCACCCUCUUUGGCGCUGGCGGAUGUUGGGAUCGCUUUGAAAACUGGGAUGCAAGAAAAUGCCGCGUCUGAUGCUGCUUCUAUUGUACUUCUUGGAAACAGGCUUUCACAGGUUGUAGAAGCUGUUGAUCUAUCACGCGCAACUAUGAGUAAAGUACAUCAGAAUUUAUUGUGGGCAGUUGCAUAUAAUGUUGUUACAAUACCAGUAGCUGCUGGUGUACUUCUUCCACAUUUUGAUUUUGCUAUGACGCCUUCUCUAUCAGGUGGGCUCAUGGCUUUGAGUUCAAUUUUUGUUGUCACCAACUCUCUUCUACUACAACUCCAUGGUUCCAACAAAGAGAAGAAAGAACUUGCUUCAGGACUACUGAAACAAGUCUGAUAUUAUAGGUUUUCUUGUUUCAUUGAUAGAGAUGAUACUUUUGACACGAAAAGGCCCCACGUUCAGCUUGCUGUUUUGUUAACUUCGAUGUCUUCUGCGACAGGGUCGCUAUUCUGGCACGUUACCUGCAUAGGAAGAGAGAUUAAAUUCCAAAUUUCAAAUGAUUUUUGUAAACCUGUGUUAAUACAACCCGGGUAUAUUGUAAUAUGUGUUGUAUAUCUUUGGUUACUAGAAAGAGCUUGUCUUCUCCUGUAAUAUGAGCAAAAUUUAACCUAGUUCUAGCUAUUGCAUUAUUCGCAAAGCUUUAUCUCUAUUCUAUAAUGACAUUUUGUAAUUGUAAA